AAUGGGGUCAGGUCACUGGAAACUGAGUGGCCACUGUUCUUACAUGCAGCAGGGACGCUCCAGAUUCUCCCAUUCCCUGUGAAUUCCCUGAUAACUGUUGCCUUUGCUCAUUUAUGGAGCUGGCCUGGCCUAGGUCCCAGAGGUGGAAGGACACCUUUGGGAGUGUCCUUGGAGUGCCACACUGAAGUGGGCUUCCUAGGUACCCGUGUAUUAGAAAUCUGAGAGCCAGGGAAGAGACCUGGGGCCCCCCACAUCCAAUACCAGCUGUCCCUGCAUCCCUGAAGUUUUAUGGAUUGAAAGCUGAUCUCCGCUGGGAAGAGAAGCCCUGGAGUGCCUCCAGGACUUUUGUCUCCCCUCCUGGAGGGUCUUGUGUCUCCUGAAUAACCCAGGAACCCUCCUCUGGACUUUCGGGCUAUGGGCAGGCAUGUGCUAUAGCAGCCAUGGCACCAACUUUUGGAGCUCCUUCCGUGGCCUCUGUUGGUCUGGCCUCUGACACCACAGAGCAGAACUCUGCCUUAGAAGGGGGUCAUUGGCAGCACUGGGGAGUUGGUAGAGGGAGGAGGAGGGCAGGAAGCAGAGAAGGAGUUACUGAGCCUUCUUCUGGCUCUGCUUUGUAGGUUGAGGAAAUUGUGGAGGGCAUCUUUGAACGGCUCAAGUCGCAGCUGGAGCCCAGCACAAAGGAGGAGGUUGUGCGGGCCAUGUGCUCGCUGGCAGGCACCAACACCCGCACCGUUGUGCCCAUGCUGCUUAACAAGCCCCUGCCUUGGGACAGAACCAACCUAGUCCUGUGGAAGGUGUUUGGCACCCAGCAAGAGACCACACUCAGCGUCCUGCGGAUGCUCAUAGGCAUCCUGGAAAAUAACCAACCCAAACAGGAAAGCAAGGAGAUGGCCUUCCAGCCGGUGGCGGUGACAUGUGCCUUGUGUGAGAUGCUUUCAGGGUCUCAGUGCCAGGAAGCUGUCCAGGAAUUCUACCCACGGUUGUUGCUGGCUGUGCUAAGUCAUCUCUACUGGGUGAUUGAGCAAAAUGCUCCCCAGAAGAUGGUGGUAUACAGCAGAGAGGGGGUCCAGGGCAGCAAGAACAAGCCCUUUGACCCCACUAGGUAAGCUGAACCCCCAAGUGAUGGAGGAAUGACACCAGUCAAUUCCUGAGGGCCCUGGACAACUAGAUGCUGAACUGUUGAAGAAGGGAGAUGAAAUAUGGGUGUGGGUGCUGCAGCGUUGUGCACUACAAUAUUCUCACAUAUUUUCAAUUCUUUAUGAUGGUACUUAUCCAUUAACCUUUUUAUUGUGUGCCCUCUUCUACCGACUCACACACCUGUUCACAUCCGUGUUCAUAACCCUAAGACAUGAAGAGAUUUAAUGAGAUGGUAAACACGAGGGCCAGGGCUGUGUCUAUGCCAUUCCCUCCAUGUAGUUUGGG
This is a messenger RNA of Loxodonta africana (African savanna elephant), 1422 nucleotides long. Its product is annotated as maestro heat-like repeat-containing protein family member 7. The coding region runs from base 699 to 1106 and encodes 135 amino acids. The record is from RefSeq and is a predicted model, not a curated record. The transcript is spliced from 3 exons. Lineage: Eukaryota; Metazoa; Chordata; Mammalia; Proboscidea; Elephantidae. Gene Ontology annotation, cellular component: cytoplasm.